Molecule: messenger RNA, 1626 nt
Organism: Galeopterus variegatus (Sunda flying lemur)
Lineage: Eukaryota; Metazoa; Chordata; Mammalia; Dermoptera; Cynocephalidae
Gene: NOTUM
Product: notum pectinacetylesterase homolog (Drosophila)
Exons: 10
Coding region: 99-1163 (354 amino acids)
Molecular function (GO): hydrolase activity
Source: RefSeq, a predicted model, not a curated record
ACCUGAAGGAGUCCAAGGGCAGUCGGCGGUGGCUACUCUUUCUGGAAGGCGGCUGGUACUGCUUCAACCGGGAGAACUGCGACUCCAGAUACGACACCAUGCGGCGCCUCAUGAGCUCCAAAGACUGGCCGCGCACUCGCACAGGCACGGGGAUCCUGUCCUCACAGCCAGAGGAGAAUCCCCACUGGUGGAACGCCAACAUGGUCUUCAUCCCCUACUGCUCCAGUGAUGUUUGGAGUGGGGCUUCGUCCAAGUCUGAGAAGAAUGAGUACGCCUUCAUGGGCACCCUCAUCAUCCAGGAGGUGGUGCGGGAGCUCCUGGGCAAAGGGCUGAGUGGGGCCAAGGUGCUGCUACUGGCCGGGAGCAGCGCCGGUGGCACUGGGGUGCUGCUGAACGUGGACCGCGUGGCCGAGCAGCUGGAGGAGAUGGGCUACCCCAGCAUCCAGGUGCGGGGCCUGGCCGACUCCGGCUGGUUCUUGGACAACAAGCAGUACCGCCGCACGGACUGCAUCGACACUAUCACCUGCGCACCCACAGAGGCCAUCCGCCGUGGCAUCAGGUACUGGCACGGGGUGGUCCCGGAGCGCUGUCGGCGCCAGUUCAAGGCAGGCGAAGAGUGGAACUGCUUCUUUGGCUACAAAGUCUACCCCACCCUGCGCUGCCCGGUGUUUGUGGUACAGUGGCUGUUUGAUGAGGCCCAGCUGACCGUGGACAACGUGCACCUCACGGGGCAGCCGGUGCUUGAGGGGCAGUGGCUGUACAUUCAGAACCUGGGCCGCGAGCUGCGUGACACACUCAAGGACGUGCCGGCCAGCUUCGCCCCCGCCUGCCUCUCCCACGAGAUCAUCAUCCGGAGCCACUGGACAGACAUCCAGGUGAAGGGGACCUCGCUGCCUCGGGCGCUGCACUGCUGGGACAGAAGCCUCCAUGACAGCCACAAGGCCAGCAAAACCCCCCUGAAGGGCUGCCCCGUCCACCUUGUGGACAGUUGUCCCUGGCCUCACUGCAACCCCUCAUGCCCCACCAUCCGGGACCAGUUCACGGGGCAGGAGAUGAACGUGGCCCAGUUCCUUAUGCACAUGGGCUUCGAUGUGCAGACAGUAGCCCAGCAGCAGGGACUGGAGCCCAGCAAGCUGCUGGGGAUGCUGAGCAGCGGAAGCUAGGGGAGCUGCCUGGAGGAGGAGCCAGCGCCAAGGGGCAGGGCCACCCGCCGCCCCCAUGCCACCUCACCCCCACCAGCAGGGCUUCCUGCCUCUGUGAGGACAGACAGGGCGCCAGCCGUCCCCAUGCCUGGGUCUGGAUGCCCUGCGCCCAGCAGCCUUCCCUGCCCCUCUCCCACUGCCUGCAGGAGCCCAGCCAGAGACAGUGGACCCACCGUCAGCCCCAGCUGUGGCCUCCCCCAGCCUCCAGCCCGCAGUGGGGAGGGGGACCCAGAAGCAAAGCACUGGAUUCCUCAGCCCCCAACCCAGCCCCUGCCGGUCAUGCCCUUUUGUAUUAUUUUAUAAAGUGUCUUUUUUAUUACCUUAAUUUUUUUAAAAAAGGAAAAUGAGUAAGAAAUAUAUGAUGAAUAUUGUUUUGUAACAUAUAUUUUUUAAAUAAUGAGAAAAAGACAACAGAAGAGCCUCA